AUGGCGGCGGACUCGGAGGUGCUGCACUUUCAGUUCGAGCAGCAGGGCGAUGCCGUGCUGCAGAAGAUGAACCUCCUGCGGCAGCAGAACCUCUUUUGCGACGUCUCCAUUUACAUCAACGACACAGAGUUCCAGGGGCACAAGGUGAUCUUCGCCGCCUGUUCCACCUUCAUGAGGGACCAGUUUCUGCUCAACCAGUCGAAGCAGGUGCGGAUCACUAUCCUGCAGAGCGCCGAGGUGGGCAGAAAGCUGCUGCUCUCCUGUUACACAGGCGCUCUGGAAGUCAAGAAAAAGGAGCUGCUGAAAUACCUCACAGCCGCGAGUUAUCUCCAGAUGGUUCACAUCGUGGAGAAGUGUACGGAAGCCUUGUCAAAGUACUUAGAAAUCGACGCCGCCAUGGAGAACGGAAAUCAUGUUGUGGAGAGGUGUCACUCCUCAGACGCCGAACUGAGAAACGGGGAUGAAGCUUUAGAUAAAGAUUGCGAAAUAAUUGAGAUCUCUGAAGACAGCCCAGUGAAUGUGGAAUACCCCGUGAAACAGGAGAAAGGAGACGUCUCCCAGCCUGAAGUGCAGACUGAAGUGCAGAGUUUGGUCUCAGAGAGGAAGGACACGAAAACUCCAGAAAUAUCAACAGUUGAAAUCGGAUAUAAAGAUGAUGAGAUCUGUAUCUUCAGAAUGGAUUCUGUGAACGUAGCCAACGUAGAAAAUGAUCAUUUUCCUCAGCCUUGCACAUCCUCUAAAACAAAUUUGUAUUUUCCAGAAACCCAACACUCCUUGAUAAAUUCUACAGUUGAAAGCAGAAACACAGAAAUGUCAGGAAAUCAUUUGCAAGCUUUUGUCAGUGACAAUCCAGAAGGAACUUCUAGUGUGAUGAAUGGGUUCCAAAGCCUGGAUGAUUACGGCAACUCAUGGCGGCACCAGUGUCCCAAGUGUCCAAGGGGAUUUCUGCAUCUUGAGAACUAUCUUAGACAUCUGAAAAUGCACAAACUCUUCUUGUGUUUGCAGUGUGGCAAAACAUUUACUCAAAAAAAAAAUCUCAACAGACACAUCCGGGGGCACAUGGGCAUCCGCCCAUUCCAGUGCAUGGUGUGCUUGAAGACCUUCACAGCCAAAAGUACACUUCAGGAUCACCUGAAUAUCCACAGCGGUGACAGGCCCUACAAGUGUCACUGCUGUGAUAUGGACUUUAAACACAAGUCUGCUCUUAAAAAGCAUUUAACUUCUGUUCAUGGAAGGAGUAAUAGUGAAAAAUCGAACCUGAACACUAUUACGAAAGUUAAAAUAGAUUAUGAUUAACAAAUGGGUAGUUGUGGAGCCAGACUCCACAAAAAGCUCCCGCCUAGUGAAAUUCUAGAUGAAAAUCUAGACAUAGAUCCCCGCAUAAUGGAGAGAAGCACAAAGAUGUGACUGGUGAUCAAAUGCAGGCCUUGUGAGUAGCAAACUUGCCUGCUGCAUUGAGGUUGCUAUUGCUGUAAGUGUGAAAAAGGUGUUUACUAAUUGAAAGUAAACUGCAAAAUAUGGGAAAUUAUGUCAUUCUUCUGUUACUCUGGACACAUUUCUGAUUUCCACCUCCUCCCCCAUUUAUGUUUUAUGUUCUCCUGUUUCAAGGGCAGGCACUGCUGGUUUUCAAACUAUUCCUGAUACUGCAAUAACCUGAAGCCUGAGCCAUGAUGUUCCUGAUCUGUAAUGGCUAAGAAAGGGGAUGUCUGUGUUUAUUUAAGGAGUCAGUAAUUCACAGCUAGUGCAAGUAUCAUUUAUGGUGAGAUUAUCUCCUUGCCCAAUUUUCAUACUCAAGCCUCUGAUAUUUAAGAAAAAACAACAAACAAAAAGCCAUCAAGGAAGCUUUCAGAUUGCUUAUAGCAAAUAGAGAAUUAGUAGAAAAGAAUGAAACAAAUGGUAUUGCCUUGCAGUUCAUUUUUAAGUGUACAGUCUCAUUGGAAGGACUUGCUUUGAGUUUUAUUGACUAAGUUCUGAAUUUUUCUAAAAUUCUUUCUUUUUUUUUCUGUCAUACCAGUGUUUUGCACCUGUAUCUGACUAAUUUGAAGUUAAUCCUGUUUGUUGAGUUGCAAUGUUUUUUUACAAAUCCUAGAUACAUUCAUAAAUGUGAGAAGUUAAGAUGUGUGCUGUUAGGUAAUGGCAGUUUUUAUGUUAAUUUGGAAAAACAAUCCUUUCUAUCUUACUUGGAACAGCUUAGACAUAGAAGUCUCCUCAUACUCUAAAUCUGUGAUACAGUAAACCAGUAACUAUGUGUGUUUGGAUAGGUGUGUUUGUACUUUGUCAAAGGUCAUUUCAGUUUCAUCACAAGCAUUGAAAGCCCUGUAACACAGAAUCUUUAUCCUGUACCUGUCUUUGACUGGUCUGUGUUUCUUCCACUUUAAGUGAUAUGAAUAAAGAAUCUACUCAGUUGUUGAUACGAGAUAAUGGUGCUUACAUUAGGUUCUCUCCAAAAGCUGUAGUUCUUUAUCCUGUCUGUAACUUUCGUUCAAGUUUCAGAAUUGCUGUUACGAAGUUUUUGCUC
Messenger RNA from Indicator indicator, 2518 nucleotides. It is a transcript of the gene ZBTB6, whose product is annotated as zinc finger and BTB domain containing 6. Gene Ontology annotation, biological process: regulation of transcription by RNA polymerase II. Gene Ontology annotation, molecular function: protein binding; DNA-binding transcription factor activity, RNA polymerase II-specific; RNA polymerase II cis-regulatory region sequence-specific DNA binding. The transcript has a single exon. NCBI's taxonomy places the organism in Eukaryota, Metazoa, Chordata, Aves, Piciformes, Indicatoridae. The record is from RefSeq and is a predicted model, not a curated record. Bases 1 to 1296 code for a protein of 431 amino acids.